CUUUCCAUCAAUUUAUCUUGCAAAUAACAACAAAAAUUAAAAUUUUCCAUCAAUGUAUACCCUAAAUCUUUACACUCCAAAACCCAAUUAUGUAUUACAUAAUACCAAUUCUAAUAAUAAAAUCUUGGCCCAAAACCAAAAAUUUAAAUCUUCCCAAUUCAAACAUGUAAUUAAGACUAACCCUUUUCAGAUUAAGUGUAAAAGUUAUGAACUCGGUGUUUCAAUUUCUGAAAAUCAUAAUAGUAAAAAAAAUUCUUUGUUAAAUUUGAAAGAAUUUGAUGUUUCUACACUUGGGAAUUUAUGUGUUGAUGUUGUGUUAAAUGUUGCUAAAUUACCACCUGAUUCUGUUGAUGAAAGAAAAGAUUAUAUGGAACAGCUUUCUAAAUCACCACCUGAUAAGAAAUACUGGGAAGCUGGUGGUAACUGCAACAUGGCUAUAGCAGCAGCAAGAUUAGGAUUAUGUUGUAAUGUCAUUGGUCAUGUUGGGAAUGAAAUUUAUGGAAAGUUUCUCUUGGAUGUGCUUCACGAUGAGGGGAUUAAUGUGAUAGGGAUGAGAGAAGAGGAGGAUGAUAUUAUCAACAGGUCGAGUAGUGAAUACGAGACACUUUUAUGUUGGGUCUUGGUGGAUCCGUUGCAAAGACACGGGUUUUGCAGUCGAGCAGAUUUUAGCAAGGAGCCUGCAUUUGCUUGGAUGAAAAGAUUAUCUGAUGAAGUGAAGUCAAAUAUUCAAAAGUCAAAAGUCCUUUUCUGUAAUGGAUAUGGCUUUGAUGAGCUUCCUGCUGGACUAAUUUCUUCUGCCCUGGAAUAUGCGAUCGAAGUUGGAACAUCCAUCUUUUUUGACCCCGGACCAAGGGGGAAGUCUCUUGCUGUUGGAACACCCGAAGAACAAGAAGCUCUUGCCAAGUUGUUGAGAUUCAGCGAUGUUCUUCUUCUAACUUCAGAAGAGGCUGAAUCAAUGACUGGCUUGCGUAACCCUGUAGCAGCUGGAAAGCAGUUGCUCAAUAAAGGAGUUCGCACAAAAUGGGUGAUUAUUAAAAUGGGAUCAAAGGGUUCUGUUCUAAUCACCAGAUCUGGCAUAUCCUGUGCACCUUCAUUCAAGGUUAAUGUCAUGGACACUGUUGGAUGUGGGGACAGCUUUGUGGCUGCAAUUGCAUAUGGUUACAUACACAAUAUGCCAUUAGUUCACACAUUGACCAUAGCCAAUGCAGUGGGCGCAGCAACGGCCACAGGUUGUGGGGCUGGUAGGAAUGUUGCAAAUUUGCAAAAGGUCAUCUCACUAAUGAGGGAGUUAAACCUUAACGAAGAUGACAACUUUUGGAACAAACUACUUCAUGAAAAUAUAAAUGAAGAAGACGUCACCGUUCUCUCAAAAUCAUCAGUAAAUGGAAUCAAUGACGGAUUUUUGAACCAUGUGACACCCCAAAAGGUGGUGAGUGAGGUUCUUCAUAAACUUGAGGCUCCAUUGGCAGAUGGAAUACUGUCGUCUUGAAAAUGUAGUUUCCCCUGAUUUUUCCGAGUAAGCUCGUGAUUAUUGAUUUGUGUAUGCUAUUAUAUUUAGAGCAGGAAACAGAAAUGUUAGAAACUGAGAUUUGGUGAUGUGGUUUUGGUGUUCUGUGUUGACAAGCAUUGAAAAUCAAUGCUUGCUGCUAUAUUAAUGUAGAGCUACUUUUUUGUUUAUUGUUGUAAAAACAGCUGAAUUUUGGUUAGUUGAUGAAACUAUGAAAGCAUUCCUUUAGGUGGUUA
This is a messenger RNA of Erigeron canadensis, 1743 nucleotides long. RefSeq names its product fructokinase-1. Lineage: Eukaryota; Viridiplantae; Streptophyta; Magnoliopsida; Asterales; Asteraceae. The record is from RefSeq and is a predicted model, not a curated record. The transcript has 5 exons. Bases 53 to 1489 code for a protein of 478 amino acids.